AGACACUGGUUUGGGCAUAACACAAUGACGCUAAAAUUAGGUGCUGUGUUUGAGAAUUCAAAUUGUCUGUUGAGUCGCAGAACCAGGUACCAGUUUCUGGCAACGUUUCUGGUGAACAUUUCGACUUUUGCUCAUGGCAUCGGCGUAGGUUGGAUGUCGCCGGUGAUGCGGGAUCUGCAAACUACACAAUCGCCGCUAAGCUUUUCGGUGUAUGUGGAGGAGGUAUCCUGGAUUGGCUCAUCGCUGGGCAUCGGCAGUAUCAUUGGCAAUUUACUCGCUGGCCUGUUACAGGAUCGCAUAGGACGCAAGCCCAUUAUGUAUGCUCUAACUGUGCCAUAUGUGUGCUUCUGGUUGCUGUCCUACUUCGCAGAGACUGUAGAGUAUCUGUACUUGGCGCGACUUCUGGCUGGCAUUACCGGAGGUGGUGGCUAUAUUGUGCUACCAAUUUUCAUAAGCGAAAUUUCAGAUGAUAAAGUUCGUGGUCGACUCGCCUCCAUGGUCAUGCUGUCGGUCAACAUCGGCAUUCUUGUGGGUUAUGUACUAUCCACAAGUGUUACAUACUACACGGCGCCUCUAUUUAUCAUUCCCCUGCCCAUUUGUUACUUUAUAAGCAAUCUGUUUUUGCCGGAAACUCCAUUCUAUCUCAUCAACAAUGGCAAAUUUGGUGCUGCUGAAAAGUCCUUUAGAUAUUAUAAGAACAUCAAGGAUGACGAUAAAAGUUCCAUACUGGAAUUUGAAGAUAUUAAACACAAACUGACAAAAGAAAAUGGGUUGAAAGUAAAUGCCCUCAAUUACAAAGAUUUUCUUACUAGACCUGCUCUGAGGGCUUACGGAACUGCAAUGGUUCUUGUAGUGGCCAAUCAAUUUACGGGCACCUUCUGCUUUACCACUUACUUAUCGGAUACUUUUGCACUCUCCCACACAACCCUGGAUGUGAGCAUGUGCACCAUUGUCAUUGGUGUGGUUCAGAUUGUGGGCGCCUAUACAACCACAUUGAUAUGUGAUAAAUUCGGACGUAAGAUUCUCCUCUUAAUCUCCACUUUGGGCGCUUCGAUCUGCCUGGCUGCCUUUGGUUGUUUCAUCUACUUUGCGGAGAUCUAUGAUCUAUCGGCAGUUGAUUGGUUACCUUUGGUUAUACUUUCGCUGGAUAUAUUUAUGUGCCAACUUGGUCUGAUUGGUGUUUUCUUUGUGGUGCUGGUGGAGGUGAUGCCAGCUAAGAUUCGCUCUGCAGCUGUCUCGACUUUUGUUGUCAUCCUUAGUUGCACUGUUUUUGUGGCACUCAAAAUCUUUCCACUCUGCAUGCAAUAUUGGGGCAUUUCCAUAACCAUUUGGAGCAUGAGUCUUUUUGCAAUUGCCAGCUUUGUGUAUUUCCUUAUCUUUCUCGAAGAAACGAAUAGCAAAUCGAUGCUGGAUUCUUAGCAUAUAUUAUACCUAUACAUAUGUAUUAAAUCAGACUUUCUAGUCUA
Drosophila grimshawi is the source of this 1466-nucleotide messenger RNA. Its product is annotated as facilitated trehalose transporter Tret1. Gene Ontology annotation, biological process: transmembrane transport; carbohydrate transport. The record is from RefSeq and is a predicted model, not a curated record. Gene Ontology annotation, molecular function: sugar transmembrane transporter activity. Lineage: Eukaryota; Metazoa; Arthropoda; Insecta; Diptera; Drosophilidae. Gene Ontology annotation, cellular component: membrane. The transcript has 6 exons. The coding region runs from base 25 to 1419 and encodes 464 amino acids.